CAGAUAUUAUGCAAACCUUCCAAAAAAUUGCUAUAUUUUCUUCGAGAUAAAAUUUCUCUCUUCGAAGCUGGAACAGAACUUCAAGAUUAUAAACUUUUACUAACGUUUAUAAAGUAUAGAAAUUUUCAUGUUCAGACUGAACUAAUUUGUAUACCCUAAAUAAACAGUAAUAUUAAAACAAUAUUAGUAGGUAGGUUGCCGUUGAACUCAAGCAGGCAACCACAAUGUCGAAACGCCACUUAAUCAACACACUCGCCAUACUCUUCGGCGUGGGAGCUUGGGUGUCAGUCAAUGGGAUCUGGGUGGAACUGCCUCUCAUGGUGGACAGUCUGCCGGAGGGCUGGGCUCUUCCAUCUUAUCUUUCCGUCAUAAUACAGAUCGCCAACAUCGGUCCCAUAUCAUACUCCGUUCUGCAAUUGUUGCGACCUGUCAAGAGAUUGUCAGCUUUUGUCUACUUUUUAUUGACGAUUGGAUGCAUUGCUUCCCUUCUCCUGUUCUUCUUCUGGGACACCACGACUUACAUCAACGGAGAAGAACACUCCACCGCCUUGUUCAUCCUCAUAUUCUUCUUGGCCACCGUAGAUUGUACUUCAUCCGUGCUCUAUUUACCAUACAUGGCGUCUUGGAAGAGCCUGUACCUGCCUUAUUAUUCUGUAGGGGAAGGACUUUCGGGCUUCUUGCCAGCUGUAGUUGCUUUAUCACAGGGCGUUGGGUCUUCAGAUGACGGCGGUGGAGAAAUAACUCCGAACUCGAGCACAACUGUUGCAAGCGUUUCUCUACUUACUGGAGUGUACAAAAAAGCGGACAGCGCUUCCAACACCGGUCCCAAUUUUUCCGUUUCUGUGUUCUUUUUGAUACUAUUCUUCAUGAUGCUUGUGAGCUCCAUUGCCUUUUCUACACUCGACUUGCUUCCUAGCAUUCAAGACGAGAGAUCCAUUAACUAUAAGCACGCAAGCUGCAAAACGCUGCCAACGAUAGCAUCAGGUCACGGUAGUUCGAAUAACGGUUACCGAAACGGCCAACACGACAUCAGAAAACAGCCCUCACCUUUUGAUGACCAACAGAACGUCGAACAAACGCACGAAACUUCGUCUGACUUGCCAAGCAACAGUUCUGACGGCACCAACAGUUUACUGGUCGAUGAAAACGGCACCUUCGAGUGGUCUCUUCCGUUGUUCUCGUUCUUGUUAGCCGCGCAGUUCUUCGCUAGUCUCCUCAUGAACGGCUUCCUACCGUCCAUACAGUCGUACUCGUGCGCCCCGUACGGCACCACAACCUACCACCUCGCAGCCGCUCUUUCGGCCUUCGCCAACCCCUGCGCUGCCUUCACCACCGCGCUCGUGAGGCGGUCCAAGCUGAGCGUCGUGGCGGUGAUGCUGGCGGUGGGUGCGGCCUUCGCUGCCUACGCCAUCACCACCGCUGCCAUGAGCCCCAUCCCCCCUCUCGUCGGCACGCUGGCGGGAUCCAUCAUAGUCGUGCUGUCGUGGGUGGUGUUCACAUAUCUUCUGAGCUUCGUACGCGUGGAAGUGAACAACCUGCUACGCAUGACGGGCGGGCAGAAAGGCAGUCGCGUGCUCUUCUGGUCAGGCGUGUCCACUCAGACUGGGUCCUUCAUCGGGGCGCUCGUGGCCUUCCUGCUCGUCAACGUGGCCGGUGUCUUUUCUGCCUAAAUUUAUGCUAAUUUUAAUGAAGAAAUAUUCAAAGAAAUGAUAAAGGAACCGUAAUGCCAUAAAUUGUUUCAUACCUUCAUUUGGUUAAUGUCGCUGAUGCCUCCUAUGUGGAAUUGGUUAUUUUAUUAUAAGAGUUGUGCAAUGAUAGAGUUAACCUAAUAGUUACUGUCUAAUGUGUUUACAAAGCUAAUGGGUAGAUCAUUGCGAAAUUAGUAUGGGUAAUUUUUAUCGUAGUAUACUGCAUAAAACAACAGGACUCCAAAACAGGUAGAUAGACAUAUUGUUUUGAUUUGUAAGCGUGUUUAUUCAAGUCUUCUUGACCGAUAUUAUUUAUCGAAAGUAAUAUUGACGCUAUUUCAACUUUGAGGCUUCCUUGUUAGUCAACUUCUGAAGCCUUUCUUUUUAGAGGGAUAAAUGAGUGUUCGUAGUUUAGUCUGCGUUGGUUAUUGAAUCAAUUUUCGUAGCCUGUUUACCAGCCUUACCUGGAUUUUGAUUUAUUCACUAGUUGAUUUUUCAGUGUAGUGAAACAGUUGAAUGGUUUUCGUUCAUAACUAUGAAUGCAAAGUCACGUUUCUGAAAAUUUUUUAUGUUGAAUGUUGUAAUUAUUUGAUCAAAAACAAUUCAUUGUUACUAUUGAUUAUUGUCGUAUUGAAUCGCAUACACAGCCGUUUCUAGACUGUAGUUCCUUAACCCAUUAUAUAUUUGUUCAAGUUAUUUAGCUAUGAUUUUGAUUUGGUUCCUUAAGAAACGAUUCGGGAAUCGCUUGACCAUCAAUGAUCUAGUCUAGCUUUCGACGUUUGUAAUUUUAUCAGUGUUAUUUGCAUUUUUCGUGAAAAACGUUAAAUUUUGAGUAGAUUAUUAGUUCUUUUGUAUUAAUGUAAUAUAUUGUAGAUAUACAGUUCUUCUGCCUGACUUUUGUUACUUCUUAGAUGGAUUAUUUUGCUACAGAGUCGCCAUUUUAUCGUAUCGUUUGAGGAAUCCUGGAAGGCUUCUUCUAACAUGGUCAGGAGACCAAUAUUCCAUGUAUAAAAUUAGAAUUAGCCUUCCUGGAAGCCUUCUUCUAAUCCUGGAAGCCUUCUUCUAACAUGGUCAGGAGACCAAUAUUCCAUGUAUACAAUUAGAAUUAAACAGACAUUGGGCCGCAUAUUUGCACUCAUUAGCUGAAUAUUAUUGCGCAUUGCAAAUACGGGUGAUUUGAAGGCUGUCCCAGAAAUUCACUGGUUAACAAAUAGGAAAAAGUUCGUCCCUACCAGUAAUUAUCUGUAUCAUUAUCUACCAGUCAUUAUCUGUACCAGUCAUUAUUUGCCAAUGAUUGUUCGCAAUUUAUUUUCAUUUAUGGCUCCAUCGAGCUAUAAAGGUUGAAUCAAAAGUCUUGGAUACAUUUAUUAUUAAUACUAUUAAUGAUACAAAAUCAACUAAUAAUGACGCAUGCUUUUAAUAAUAUAAAAACGAUCCGGUACAUUUAGAAAGCUUGUAAUUUCAAGGUUUUACGUGGAAUGUUCCAAGAUGUUUAACUUGAGUACCAUUAGGCACACGACAUAUAAAUUUGCUAGUAAAAUUCUUGCAUAAUAUGUCUCAUCAUUGCAUUGUCAACGGUUUCAACAGCUUCUGUUAUUUUGCUAUUGAACAUUAUUUUUCCAUCAUUAGUGUGGUAAUUGUAAUGAAAGAAAUAGUAAGAGAUAUCACCUUAUCACUGUUGCAAUUUAUUAUAAAAUUUCAUGGUUUGCUUUUCCUCUCAUGGUGAUGUGUGUUCACUUGGUAACUUAGCUUUUAGUUGUAUAUUUUACUGUUGCUGUGCGGAUCUUACGUUAUGUUCCUGUACUUUUUAGUUCUAAAAAAUAUUCAUGUGUUUUUAGUUAGAUCGAAUUUGCUUCUAAAUAUCUAUCGAAUUAUAUGCUAUAUAAUAUCGAAAUGUAGUCGCUUAGGAUAAUGGUUAAAAGUAUAUUUAUUGUGAUGAUGAAACUCUUGAAGACGACUUAAUUUUCGCUUGUGUAAUUUAAAUAUUACCGUAUUCAUUACUUAUUCUUCAUAUACUCCAACCAACCCUUGGGGGGCGUUCGAUGGAAAUGGCAGGAACAAAUAUUAAAAUUUGUUGUACGCAAGAAAUACCGCCACACUAUCCUUUAUACUUUUUAAUACUAGUCCGCAGUAAAUAUUUAAGUGUGAUUUUCAUUGAUCUUUGUCCCAUUAUUUUUUUUGUAAAUUUUUCGUGCAAUUUUUUUACCUUCGUUCCAUUCUUUUUGUUGCUCUCCGCUAAAGACAUAUUAUAACAUGCGAUUCAAAUCCGGGCAUCUCUGUUCUCAGACUGGAUUUUUCACUACUUAGCGUUUACUAUUAUAAUUGAAUUGGAUAUAUAUUUACAUUUGACGUUGCUCUGAUAACAUUUCAGGCUUGUCCAUUAGUGUUUUCACCGUCCAGCUCUACGAUGCCGUUUUAAGGAACUAAAAAAUUUGUUAAAAAUGGGCUAAAAAGUUGAUCAUUCUGUGUGUUUUCAACUUCUUCAUUUUCAUCUAGUGGUACAUUAUGCACGGCAGUAUUAUUUACGUAUAAUAAAACGAAUGUCUAUU
Molecule: messenger RNA, 4237 nt
Organism: Hyalella azteca
Lineage: Eukaryota; Metazoa; Arthropoda; Malacostraca; Amphipoda; Hyalellidae
Product: solute carrier family 52, riboflavin transporter, member 3-B
Exons: 3
Coding region: 225-1670 (481 amino acids)
Biological process (GO): riboflavin transport
Cellular component (GO): plasma membrane
Molecular function (GO): riboflavin transmembrane transporter activity
Source: RefSeq, a predicted model, not a curated record